This is a messenger RNA of Venustampulla echinocandica, 1653 nucleotides long. RefSeq lists its product as hypothetical. The record is from RefSeq and is a predicted model, not a curated record. Gene Ontology annotation, cellular component: nucleus. The transcript has 3 exons. The coding region runs from base 1 to 1653 and encodes 550 amino acids. NCBI's taxonomy places the organism in Eukaryota, Fungi, Ascomycota, Leotiomycetes, Helotiales, Pleuroascaceae. Gene Ontology annotation, molecular function: DNA binding.
AUGGCGCAAGUCGGCAUGGAUCACGAGCAUCACGCUGCUGGAAAUGAGAAUGGGUUUGGGCCCAGUGAUGGAUGGGGCGAUAUCGGUCACCAUUAUAAUUCAUCGCAACAUCAAUCGCCAAUAUAUGAGCAUGGAGGGUUUGGAUUUAUGCAGCCGGUUCACCAGGAACUCCCCCCGGAGCCCUCGUUCAAUUCGCAAAGGAUAUCGCAACCACCGCCAAACUCGCUCCCACCGCAUCAACAGCUUCUACCCCUCAUUAUGCCCAGUCACCCAACAUGGCCCAGCAUGUUAACGAACCCCGCGAGUUACCCAGCCCCUCCAGUUGCCAUUCCCCCAACGUCUGCUCCAUUACCCAAGGAAAAUAACACAAAGCUACCCGCAAUUCAUGCCACUCCUACUCCCCGGAAGACGCUUACGGACAGCGAUCGAAGACGAAUGUCAAUGUUUGGCGUGGAGCGAAGUACCGUGUCGAAAGUCCUCCGCCAGAAAGAAAAGUAUCUCUGCCCAGAAGAUCGGAGCUUAUCACCAGUAAAACGUACCAAAGGCAAAUUCCCUGAUAUUGACCGAGCACUCUCAAACUGGGUUAGAAAUACCCAGAAGAAAGGCAUUCCAUUGUCAGAUGCUGCAAUUAAAGACAAGGCUGCGUUCUUUGCUAGAUCGGUAGGUAAUGAUGAGAGUCAUCUAAAGCCUAACAGCGUGGUUUGGCUGGAGAAAUUCAAGCAGAAGCAUGGGUUCGGGACAGGAAGGCUAUCGCGGAGAGCUUCGGAAACGAACAUCUCGGAAACGGGGUCCCUUAAUGCGGACUCGACAGCGCAGUCAGCCUCCCAAACGCCCAAUGGUAUAUCCCCUACUUCACCAAGCGGUUUGCCUUCACCAUCACCGCUGUCUGCAACUAAGAGCAGUGACGAUGAUAUCAAGUCUGAACACUUCAACGGGUACCUAGAAUACGGUCAGGGGAACGGUAACUACAAGCACUCGAAUUCUCAAAGUACGACAUCCCUAUCAAGUGCUUUUGCGGAGGCUCCACCAUCAUCGUUGUGCCCAACAAGCCCAACGCCUCCUUUUUCUUUCGCUUCAGACAACCACUCUGGCAGUUGGAUGCCCUCACAUCAAGCCCGACUCCCACCGCCAGGAAACAAUUUCCAGCGGCCAAGAAGCCAAACGUUCCCCACGCUCGGUAUCGAUCCAUCGUUUGCCUCGCAGCAAUCUGAACCUUUGACUCCUAAGUACAACUUGCCUGUGACCGCCCCAUCUUCAGCAUUAGAUUCUCCAAUACGAGAGAUCCCACCUCAGUUUGGAAUCGAUACCACUGUCUCGUCGCCUCAGCUCCAUCACAGUAGCAGCAAUGGGUCCAUGGGCCCACCCUCGUCGACCACGCCGAUCACAGGGCUUCAAUCUCCUCCCGGAUCCUCUGCCCCUGGAUCGCCAACUCAGGAUGAUGCUCGGCGUGCCCUUGAUACGUUGCUCAACUUCUUCCAGCAAGCACCAAACGGUCUAGUAGAUCAGAAUGAGUACAUGACAGUCUUAAAACUGACCGAGAAGCUACGACUUCAAGGCCACGGGCCGCUCCCAGGAGGUCUCCAUCGAAUUGCAGAGCAGGAAAUCGAGCUUGCAGCACCGAAGAUGGAGCAAUCGAUGAGCGCCGAGGGAUAA